This is a messenger RNA of Exserohilum turcica Et28A, 1407 nucleotides long. RefSeq lists its product as uncharacterized. The transcript is spliced from 3 exons. The record is from RefSeq and is a predicted model, not a curated record. The coding region runs from base 1 to 1407 and encodes 468 amino acids. Lineage: Eukaryota; Fungi; Ascomycota; Dothideomycetes; Pleosporales; Pleosporaceae.
AUGGACACACCUACUCCUCAACCAACUAGCGAUGCGAAACGCGACGAAACGGUGCUUUGGACAAAAGAUGCCAUCCUAGAGAAAGCCAAAAUUGACAUGCCCGACUAUGUUUCUACACUGACAGUCAACCAUGCUCUGGAGUUUGAAGAACAUGUCAUCGUUGGCAAAAGCCAUACCAAAUUCGACCUGCCAAAGACUGCAUUGACUGAUAUGUUACUGGUUGGCUUCUACGAAGGAUAUGGUAUGGAUCAAAGGCUUCCAGUUUAUGCUUUUGUUUAUGAAGUGAAAAGAAACCAAGUUGGUUACACAACUCUGAAAAAUGAUGCCAAUCACAUCCGGUUGAGAUUUGACUAUAUGUCAGAUAUCAAUUUCUGGAAGCCUCUAUGCAACAUUGGAGAAGUACUAAAGAAGUUUGCACCUGUUGUUAGUGCAUUACGUGCAUUUAUACUUUGUCAGUUCGUGCUCGCUGGCUACCUCAGGAACAUAUGUGGUUACACCUCGUUCUGGUCAGAGCUGGAGAGCGCAUGCAAGGCAAUCAGCGACUCAAGACCCGCUCAAUCGAAAACACCUCAGUCUUCCGCUCCCAGGCUUGGAAAGAAUCCCGCAACUUUCUCUGCGCCUGGUAAGGAUGGUAGCUCUACUGCUGCUACAAGUAGAUGUCAGGAGACGGCAGUGUCGCAACCACAGCCAAAUUCUGCACAGAGCACCGAAAAUUCUAGGAAAAGGAAGCACGAUGAGGUUGAGAACUCUAACUCUUCCGAAAUCCGGCGCCGCGACUACAGCGUUCCACUGGGACGACAGUCAAAGACCAUUCCCGCACCCAACCCACCCCCUCCUGCGCCACCCCUCUCACCACCAAACUCUCAACCCCCCACCGUCACGAACAAGGACAUUGUCGAGCCGCAAGAGCAAAGCCAUGUACUUGAACAGCAAACUCCCCCAGGCUCCCACGAGACCACAUGCCCAACUACAUUCGAGCGUCCACAGCAAAGCCACAGCCAGCAUCAACAAGACACUUUUCAGGCCCCACAGCAAAACAAAUCCCUCCACCAACAAACUGUAUAUGCAGCAAGUGAGAUGCCGCAACUCCAGCGCCAACAAAACACUGCCUACUCUACCACCUUCCAGCCCCUUCAGCAAGGCCACUCCUACCAUCAGCAGCAAAACAACUACCCUGCUCAACAAUCUACGUACACAGCAGCCGACGUGCAGCGACUCCGGCACCAGCACCAGCUUGCAUUCCAGAACCUGCUGGAGCAGAAUGGAAGAUUGAUAAUGCAACAUGCACAAGCCGUUGCAAACAUGCAAGAAGCGCAACAUUCGGCACGAAUUUGGAAAGAGAAGCAUGCUGAGAUGCAGAACAGAAUUGGGGUUUUGGAAGCGGAAUUGAACAAGUCGAAGAAGUAG